Molecule: messenger RNA, 4261 nt
Organism: Anopheles moucheti
Lineage: Eukaryota; Metazoa; Arthropoda; Insecta; Diptera; Culicidae
Product: protein FAM117B-like
Exons: 5
Coding region: 642-1913 (423 amino acids)
Source: RefSeq, a predicted model, not a curated record
UAUAAUCUACACCACUUUGGAACAGAGAGGUUGAAAUGGUCGCGUGAAGAAGUUGUGUCGAGUUUUUCGGAACCUUCACUUGUUGGAAACGUUCGUGUGAAGUCAAACUGGUGGACUAAUCUGUGGUAAGAAUGAAAUGUUGUGCGAUUUGUACCGUAAUUCGUCGCUGAAAUCUUGCUCGCAGUGAAUUGUUCCGAAUCUCGAGAAUCUGCAGUUGUGCAGGCGUGUGUGUUGUAUCGUAUUUCACGUUUCCACUCACUGAGUGUGAGGGUGUGUGUGUGUGUGUGAAUGUGUAGGGCGACCCUCUCCGGUGCAUUGCUGCACAUUGAUUUUGUCUCAUAAGCAGUGUGAAAGGGCACGGUUGUGUUUGGUGUUUGGAGGGAACUAGUGAAGUGCAUCUUGAAGCUUUCUUUGUCCAUCAAAUCUGGUUCCGGUUGCGCGUAGCGCGAAAAGCAACCCCUGCACCCGGUUCCGGAUGCACCGUGCAUGGUUCCGUGCCCGGGUGCAGCAACUCAGACGGCCAAUGGUGAUCGGAGGCAGUGGCCGCUAGGGAGUGGAAAGCAGAGUAACACAGGAGCAGCAACAACCCAUACACGCACUCAAACCCACCUGUCCACCGGUUGUUUCGGAUCAGCACAACCAUGUCCAGCCGUGUGCGGAAACACAACGAACCGAUGAAGGCAUUCGUGCCCGUCAGCUCCCUGCUGCUGAGAGGCACCGGAUCCAUUCACUGUUCGGGUGGAAGUUCCGGUACGAGCGCUACCGGCCAACAAACCGGCAGUCCCAGCAACAUUAGCGGUGCGGCCAGUUCCGGUUGCGGCAGCACAUCGUACGCCACCGGAGCAGGAAAGUCCCUGUCGGCCACGCUGUCCCCACCCGUCCGGCACAUCUCACCGGAACAUGCCAUCUGUGGCAAUCGGAGCCCGGGUGCACUGACGUGCAAAGGAAAAAUUCUUAACGAUGGUUGCAUACGACGCACGGCAUCGCUCGAUGCACUUUAUCUACGUCCAGCACCGGCCUGGAGUCUGAUAACGCCGACCCUUCUGCAGCUGGACAAAGCAACCCAGACGGAGGAAUCGUUUCUCGAGCGAACGCGCGCUACCACCGGCACGAUGCUGUCCGCGGCACAGGCGUCCGACGUGGCCGGUCCGUCCCCGUCGUCCACCUCGUCGUCGCCGGUAAUUACCCGUACCGAUGCGACGACCCCGACUGAUCUGAAGAUGGAGAAAGUGAUACGACAAAGACUGCAGCGUACGCAUCGCGGUGAACAUUCCGUUAGCUCCCAGACGCUUAGCCCUAAUCAUGCAAAAGCAAGCCCAGUGUCGAUACCAACACGUACCUGUCCGCCCGUACACAUACGGCCGAUGCGUAACUCUGUCGAAGGUUUGAACCAGGAGAUUGAAAAGCUGGUCCUGUAUCCUGGCCAGCAGCAUAGCUGUCGGGCCGAGCUGGAGAUGUACUCGCGCGGCACUCCGGAAGGACAUCGUGCACCAUUGGCCGAUCUGUUCCAUGGUGCUGGGGCCGUUUCGCUGGUCGGCGGUCCCGGUGAUACGCGCUCGGUCAACACGCAAACACCGCUCGGGGAUACGCUGUCUUCGGACGAUGGUAGCCAGAGUACGUCACCGGAUGAGGGUGCCGUCACGACGAGUGCAUCGCCUAGGAUCAACAAAUUCCUAGCCCGCGAACCACCGGAUGGUUGUGAAAAGGUUAAUUUAAAACUCACUGAAGCCGAUACCAGUACAAACACGGCCUGCUUCAAACCGUGCACUACCGCAUUCCAGCUGAAACCAUCGCUAGGAUCCGCAUUCCAGCCGCUGCAACCGUUGCCGACGCUUAAAACAACACCGGAAGAUGACGAUGGCGAUGCUGUCGAUGUAGAAGGUGCCGCGGUCACCGCUUCCGCUACGGAGUAAAAUGUGCUAGCAAAGCUCGCAUUACCAUAACCGUGCUGUUUUCUUUUCAAACCGAUUCGUACAAUUUGUUUUGCCGUUCGUUGUGGCCAUUAUCCUUUUUUUUUUACAAUCUCUCCUUCGAGUGUAACUGCAAGAUUGUAACUUGCGAAAACAACUAAGUGAAAACAUUAGUGCAAACGUCCAAUGUUUCGUCUUUAUUUUAAUCGUUUUGCGUAGAUAUUACUACGGUUUAAAAGGAAAUGUUGAUUGUAAUUUGCAAAUCAGAUAGCGCAUGGUAGCUCUGUUAGAACCGUUAUGAAAACAAAAAGCGCACCGGAAAGAAGCUUGUUCACCUCGGAACAAGAAGUUGACUGAAAAGGAAUGUGAAUGUGAAUAAUAUACAAACAUUUUUGUAUGGCAUUUUUUCGAGACAAGCUACAAAAGUAUUUCCUUUCACUGCACUGCGCCACGAUAGUGCGUCUAUCGCAUGGGGCCGUACAGCCGAGUAGCGAGAGGUGAAAGCAUUUGUACGAGUUCCAGCAAAGGGACAAUUGUUUCAGGCAAAUCAGUUAUGAUAUUAAAGAGAAACACAUCUUAAAAAUAUGCAAAACCGCAGUAAUUCGAAAACGGAAUGAAGGAUAACAGGCGGCGUCUGUCGUCAACCUAGGGAAGUAUCUUCCCACGUCAAUAAGCAAAACGUGCAACUCACGAACUCAAGUAGCAUUUUUUGGAAGGCAUUUUUUUCUAUCAAAAAUACUCUCUACAGUGAACUGGUAUUCGCAGGCACACCAAUAUGCACCAACACACAUUCCUACACCUAUUUAAAUAGUGCGGAACAGGCGUGUGGUGGCGUUGGUUGUGUGUUGCAGAAUAUAACAAUAAAUAACCAAAUCCUAUAUAUACACACACACACACGCGCUCACAUACAAACACAAACAGCAAAACCAAACCACAAAAAAAUCGCAUCUAUAUACAACUAUUGAACAGUGCACACGGUUUAACGAUAUUGCUUGUACAUUUCAUAAUGGCGAUGAGGAUAUGCUGUAAACCUAAUUAUGAGGCUCUCCAUCGUGCAGCGAUGCAGUUUCAUCGCGCAUUUUGUUUUGUUACGUGUGUUAAUCUGCCAUAAAAGAUACGUACGCAAUUUCAGUAAAUUCUGAGUUGGUUUUUAAUAUGUUUUCUUGUUGUUUUAAUCAACAACCAGUAUGUUUACGCUUUCUGUCCGAAGCGGUCAUUAUUGCGGCAUGUUUUAUAAGUUUUAUUUUUUUUUACAUUCUAUUAUGUUUUCAAAUUGAGUUUAAUGAGCAUUUAAUAUAUCUGCAGUUUGUUUAAUGGCCUCACGAAUUACCGAAUCCUGAAGACAACAAUAAAAUAAUAAACUAUAACUACCCACACAAACAGCAAAAAAUACAAAGCCGGUCAAACGAACAAUAGAAACCGAACAACAAUUAUAGAAUCAAAAUAGCGCAGCUGCAUUUACUGUACAAGUGUGUCAGGAUUCCAUUACACGCAUAUACUUAUAUUUUCGCUAAGAAACCUUUUCAACUAAAACGAAGAAAAACAGAAAGGUAAAAAUGGAAUAGAAAACUGCAAAAGGAAAAAAACAUACGCACACACACACAAACACAACAUCCAUUAGAUAGAACGGCGUAAAUAGCACACGGACCAACAGUAACGAAAAGGAUAAUGAAUCAAAUCGCUCCAACGGCAAUGAAGAAUGAAGACCUUGAGAGAGAGAGUUGCAAAUGAACGUGUAAGAAAAAAAUAUACAAACCAUUCCAGGUAGGAUAUUGGUAGAAUAUAAUUGAUGCCUUGGUUGUGUGUGUGUAACUUUUCGUACUAAUUAUUAGAAAAAAAUGCAAAAAUUACUUUUUGGUUUCAAUUUUGAUUCAAGUAACAAACGGAAAUAUCCCUCGUGGUUGCAAAAGACGCAAAUCAAACGACAGUUACGUUGCAGCAAAAAGGAUUCGUAAACAUCUACCAACUCCCAAAUGAACAAUGUACAAAUCAAUCGUCUUAAGGAUUUACAUUAAGCAACCAGUGGGCAAAAAGCAACCAGGAACGAAACCGACGAAAGAGACGUAGAUCAAACCUCACAAGUGCUUAAGGCUUUGAAAAGUUGCAUUCGUUGCGUGAACAUCUGUUUGCUUUAGCAAUCUAUUACGUUCGAUUGAUUCGUUUCAUUAUUAGCGUAAGCAAUUGCAAAUGUCCGUUAAGCUUACUGGCCACCGGAAUGUAGAAGGCUGGGAAAAUGUUGCCCGAUUUUACCGUAGCUUGUUUUAAAUCAUGUUACAAACUUACUAUUUUAAUUUACGUUAUGGUUUUGUUUUAUUUCAAAGCAGUUACUAUUUUAAGGAUUAUUGCCUAAU